Messenger RNA from Morone saxatilis (striped sea-bass), 1912 nucleotides. RefSeq names its product probable E3 ubiquitin-protein ligase HERC3. Bases 170 to 1912 code for a protein of 580 amino acids. The record is from RefSeq and is a predicted model, not a curated record. The transcript has 15 exons. NCBI's taxonomy places the organism in Eukaryota, Metazoa, Chordata, Actinopteri, Moronidae.
GCUGCUGACACACUGGGCGUGUUAUUUUCGUUUCACCAGGCUUUGCGUGUUGUCAUAACUUUUGUUUUCCAUUCCAGGUUUGCAUAAUGAGCGAACCGAGUUUCGUUUCUGACUGACGGCGCUGAGUCAUAUAAAUCAGCUGUCGGUCUUUCAGAGUCACUUUGCUAAAAUGUUUUCAUGGGGAGAGGACAGUCAGCAGGGCUUUCGGCUGAAAGAUGGCUCAAACAGAGCUCAAUCGAAAGCUGAUGCAGUUCACUUUUUGAAGCUCAGUUUUCACAUCGCGGAUCUGUCAGCGGGUCACAAUGUGCUCGCCUUCACCAAACGCAGCGGAGACGCGUUCAUCAUCCGCACUAACGAGAGCGAAGACGGGACCAGAUCCAAAGGAAGACAGAAGUAUGUGAAAUGUCCAGAGAAGAUUCAGGCUGUGAGCUGUGGUGAUGAUGUGGUCACACUGCUGUCUGAGAGGGGCAACGUACUCUGUGUGGACACCGCUCACACUCCUUUCAAUCCAAGGACACCAGAAGUGCUGUGCAACAUAGCAGUUUCUCAGGUUGCUUGUGGGAGCCAGCAUACAGUUGCCCUGACCAAAGAUGGUCAGGUGUAUACGUGGGGCCAGGACUCCAGAGGCCAGCUGGGUCUGGGGAAGAGGAAGGCCGGCGCCAAUUCACCCCAACACCUCCGAUCUCUGUCAGCGAUCCCCCUGGUCCAGAUCGCUGCAGGGGGAGAGCAGAGCUUCGCCCUCUCUGUCUCUGGAGGUGUGUUCGGCUGGGGCAGAAACGACUGUGGACAGCUCGGGCUGGGAGACACGACGGACAGACAUAUUCCAACAUCUGUUCAUUGCCUGAACAUGAAGAAAUCUGUUCACAUUUCCUGUGGAAAGGACCACACUGCCAUUUUGACAAAGGAGGGUGCAGUGUUUACAUUCGGCUCUGGUAAAUGUGGACAGCUUGGGCACAACUCAUCCAGAGAUGAACUACGACCUCGGCUUGUUGCAGAGCUCUGGGGGGCAAAAGUCAACAAGGUUGCAUGUGGACGACAUCACACAUUAGUGCUAACGAACUCCAAGAGAAUCUACUCCUUUGGGUGUGGGGAGCAAGGGCAGCUGGGACAUGGAGAGGAGAGUCAUCCGUCUGUGCCACUACCUGUUCAAAUGCCACAGGACACCACUAAUGGUCUCAUAAUUAGAAACAUCUACGCAGGAGGAAACUGUUCAUUUGCAACGUGCACGUCUAUUCAGGACGUUCAGGAGUUAAACACUGACAGCGUCAACAAUGUAACAAAGCACUCUAUUGAUGAUAUGAUUGACAACUGGAACUCUAUGUGUGAUUCAAAAUCAUGGAAAAAGAUAAAGCAGGAGAUCCACAGGACGUUUUCCUCUGCAUCCUAUGUGAACCAGUGUUUCCUUGACCAAAGCAAAGAUAAACAUUUCCAGACCUCACCAAAGUACUCCGGCUUGAACUUGUCACUUGCACAACUUGCUUUUGAGAAACUGGUGAAGAAGCAGGAUAUUUUUGCAGAGGUUGAGGCUGCUGUUUUGCAGUUGCUUCCGUCUCUUGAUGAGGAACCAGUGGGAGUGGAGGGGUUAAGGGUCUUCCCGCUGCUCAAUGAGCUUCUGCACAUGAUCCAGAGACACAACAGUUGGGGGACUGAGCUUGCAGAGACGGUUGCUGCUGCCAUUCAGAGACUCUCUGCUGAAAGCCUCCAGGUCCUAGUGGACUGGUGGUCUUCACUGUCGCCCUCCACCAUGGUUAAACAUGUGAAGGUAUGGAAGCAGGCCCUCUCAGUGAUCCUGUCCUCUCAACCUGUACCUCGCAACUCUGGAGUCAGAAACCUGCUGCUGGUCCUCCAGGAUAUGUACAAUGCCAACAACGGGAGAGGGCGACUAUGUGCAUCACCCCAGCUGCACAAGUGA